AUGUGGAACGCGACGCCCAGCGAAGAGCCGGAGCCUAACAUCACCCUGGACCUGGACUGGGACGCUUCCCCAGGCAACGACUCACUGUCUGAGGAACUGCUGCCGCUGUUCCCCGCGCCGCUGCUGGCGGGCGUCACCGCCACCUGCGUGGCGCUCUUCGUGGUGGGCAUCUCGGGCAACCUGCUCACCAUGCUGGUGGUGUCCCGCUUUCGCGAGCUGCGCACCACCACCAACCUCUACCUGUCCAGUAUGGCCUUCUCCGAUCUGCUCAUCUUCUUGUGCAUGCCGCUGGACCUCGUCCGCCUCUGGCAGUACCGGCCCUGGAACUUCGGCGACCUGCUCUGCAAACUCUUCCAGUUUGUCAGCGAGAGCUGCACCUACGCCACCGUCCUCACCAUCACAGCGCUGAGCGUCGAGCGCUACUUCGCCAUCUGCUUCCCUCUGCGGGCCAAGGUGGUGGUCACCAAGGGCCGCGUGAAGCUGGUCAUCCUUGUCAUCUGGGCCGUGGCCUUCUGCAGCGCGGGGCCCAUCUUCGUGCUAGUGGGCGUGGAGCACGAGAACGGCACAGAUCCCCGGGACACCAACGAGUGCCGGGCCACCGAGUUCGCUGUGCGCUCUGGGCUGCUCACAGUCAUGGUGUGGGUGUCCAGCGUCUUCUUCUUCCUACCGGUAUUCUGCCUUACUGUGCUCUACAGUCUCAUCGGGAGGAAGCUGUGGCGGAGGCGCGGGGAUGCAGCGGUGGGCGCCUCCCUCAGGGAUCAGAACCACAAGCAGACAGUGAAGAUGCUUGCUGUGGUGGUGUUUGCUUUCAUCCUCUGCUGGCUGCCCUUCCACGUGGGAAGAUAUCUCUUUUCCAAGUCCUUCGAGCCCGGCUCUCUGGAGAUCGCUCAGAUCAGCCAGUACUGCAACCUGGUGUCCUUCGUCCUCUUCUACCUCAGCGCUGCUAUCAAUCCCAUUCUGUACAACAUCAUGUCCAAGAAGUACCGGGUGGCGGUGUUCAAACUUCUAGGAUUUGAAUCAUUCUCCCAGAGAAAGCUUUCCACUCUGAAGGAUGAGAGUUCCCGGGCCUGGACAAAGUCGAGCAUCAACACAUGACACCGCAUGCAUCGCAUCUCUCUGUCAUCGCUCAUUGCUCCACACCAGAAGCCAUAGCCACGCGGGACUUGGGAGGAGGCAGAAAGUCAGUUUGGGGGUUAGAGACAAAUGGAUCUGGAAACAAUUGGGGUGGGGAGUAGAGCCAGAUGGGCAGGGUCCGUGCAGAUUGAUCUGCUUGUGCGCCCACUCAUGUGCAACCCCUGCACACCUGUGUCUGUGAUUUUUGCAUUUGGAGCUACUGGCAGCUUUGCAGCUCA
Molecule: messenger RNA, 1352 nt
Organism: Grammomys surdaster
Lineage: Eukaryota; Metazoa; Chordata; Mammalia; Rodentia; Muridae
Gene: Ghsr
Product: growth hormone secretagogue receptor
Exons: 2
Coding region: 1-1095 (364 amino acids)
Biological process (GO): hormone-mediated signaling pathway; G protein-coupled receptor signaling pathway
Cellular component (GO): plasma membrane
Molecular function (GO): growth hormone secretagogue receptor activity
Source: RefSeq, a predicted model, not a curated record